AUGAGAAUCCAGAGGGCUCUGCGGGGCUCGUACCUGGGCUGGAGGCGCGCCACAUGGCUGCUGCUCUCCCUCCUGGUGUCUCUGCUCCUGGUGGCUGUCAGCGUCAUCCUUCAGUUCGUCAAUGUUACAAAUCCCAUCCACGUUCUUUCACUUGUGCGCCUUGUGAACGGCCAGAACAGGUGCGAGGGCCGCGUGGAGGUCCAGCACAACGGCACCUGGGGGACGGUGUGCGACGACGACUGGGACAUGGUGGACGCCAACGUGGUGUGCCGGCAGCUGCGCUGCGGCUCGGCGGUGGUGGUGGCCAGCAGCUCGGCCUUCGGCAAGGGCUCCGGGCCCAUCCUGCUGGACAACGUGGACUGCAAGGGCGGGGAGCGCGACCUGGGCCAGUGCGGGAGCCUGGGCUGGGGCGUCCACAACUGCUACCACUACGAGGACGUGGCCAUCACCUGCAAAGACACGUCGGGGCUGGAAUCACGAGGACACGCCGACUUCACGACCCCCCCUCGGAGGAGCAAUGUCCUGAGGGACGGCUCUAUCCGGCUGAUAGGAGGGCCAAACCGUUGUCAGGGGCGAGUCGAGAUCCAUUACCGCGGAAACUGGGGCACAGUGUGCGAUGACGACUGGGACCUGGCGGACGCGGGGGUGGUGUGCCAGCAGAUCGGGUGCGGCCACGCCCUGUCGGCCACCACCAACGCGUAUUUCGGCUACGGGACGGGCCUGAUCCUCCUGGACAACAACAACUGCGCGGGGUAUGAGCAGCAGCUGGCGUCUUGCUCUAGCCUGGGGUGGGGCAUCCACAACUGCGGUCACCACGAGGACGCUGGGGUCGUCUGCUCAGGGACAGGGUCUACAACAGCUCCGCCUCUGGACACCGCGACGCUGGGGAGGGGAAGAUUCUUCGACACGUGGAGCACAGCGAUGACAGAUAUUACUGUUGCAGUCACUGAAAAACCAACCACCACUCAGACUACCACACAGUCGACGACAAAAGCCCGGCCCAUGAUCCGGGUGGUGAACGGGAACAGCAGCUGCGAUGGGCGGGUGGAGGUCCUGUUCCACAGCAUCUGGGGCACGGUGUGCGACGACGAGUGGGACAUGACCAACGCCCAGGUGGUGUGCCAGCAGCUGGGCUGCGGCCCCGCCCUGGAGGCCAAGGGCCUGGCCUACUUCGGCUACGGCUCGGGCCCCAUCCUGCUGGACAACGUGGACUGCAGGGGCAACGAGCGCUCCCUGACCGACUGCUUCCACCUGGGCUGGCUCCAGCACAACUGCGGCCACCACGAGGACGCCGGGGUCGUCUGCAUGCGUAAGGCGCUCCCGCGGCAACGGCCUCCAUUUGUGAGCAGUCCUUCGAUCUCACGAGAUUUCAACGUAGGCAAGCCUGCCACUACAAAGACACCAGUGGAAGGGUCCCUGAGGCUGGUGAACGGGCGGCACCCCUGCGAGGGCCGGGUGGAGAUGUUCGUCCAGGCGCGCUGGGGCACGGUGUGCGACGACGCCUGGGACCUCCCGGACGCCCAGGUGGUCUGCAGGCAGGUGGGCUGCGGGGAGGCCACCCACGCCCGCGGCGAGGCCUUCUUCGGCCGGGGGAACGGUACCAUCCUCCUGGACAAUCUGAAGUGCAGCGGCCUGGAGACCUCCCUCCAGGAGUGCUCCCACAUACCCUGGAACGUCCACAACUGCGACCACUCGGAGGACGCCGGAGUGACCUGCGUCUUGUUGUGAUUCACCUCCGGCCAAACCAGCUUCUGGCGAUUAAAAAAAAGGAACCGCGGACUUGUAAACACUUGUAAAUAACCACUGACCCUCCUUGAACAAAAAAAAAAAAAGAACAAAGCAAAUAUGAA
This is a messenger RNA of Anguilla anguilla (European eel), 1850 nucleotides long. RefSeq names its product scavenger receptor cysteine-rich domain-containing group B protein (gene ssc4d). The record is from RefSeq and is a predicted model, not a curated record. The coding region runs from base 1 to 1728 and encodes 575 amino acids. The transcript is spliced from 10 exons. NCBI's taxonomy places the organism in Eukaryota, Metazoa, Chordata, Actinopteri, Anguilliformes, Anguillidae. Gene Ontology annotation, cellular component: membrane.